ACUUUCGUUCGAAAUAUUUUUUUUUUAUUAUUUUUUAACUGUCAUUUCUGAUAAAAUUAGAAGUAGAAACAUUUUAAGAAAUAUUUUGCCGAUCAUCAGCUUAUAUACUCAAGUUAUGGCUUUUAAUAAAUUUCUGCGAUUAGCUAAUGGACCGGAUAUGCCAGCUUUCGGCUUCAGAACUUUUCAGAUCAAAGGAGACGAUGUUAGUGUGGCCUUAAACGAUGCAAUUGAAGCAGGAUAUCGGCUCAUCGAAACAUCGCCUUCCUAUAAUAAUCAAGGUGAUGUUGGAGAUGUGCUGGCUGCUUGGUUGAAUGCAAAUAGAAUUAAACGAGAUGAAUUGUUCAUUGUAACCAAUUUGCCUGUUUCAAACAAUAGACCACAGGAAGUAGAAGACAUACUCAGGGACUCCUUACGCUUACUCAAACUCGAUUAUGUUGAUCUAUAUUUGGUGGAAGCGCCUUUUGCCGUUAAAAUGGAAAAUCCAGAAACUUUUAAGCGAGACAGUGUCGGCAAUGCCGUUUUAGAUUCCAACACUGAUCAUAUAGGCGUUUGGGAGGUUAUGGAAGAAAUGCUCAGUAUGGGCUUGACUAAAUCUAUUGGCUUGGGUAACUUUAAUAUCGAACAAAUAGAGAAUAUUGUGAGAACCAGGAAGAUUAUACCACAUGUCUUGCAGAUCGAAUAUCACGUUUACCUGCAACAGCCGGAACUUAUAAAUUUCUGCAGAUCAAUAAACAUCACUUUGUUAACUUACGCCGCUUUAGGCGCCUUAAAUGUCAUAUCCGAAAAACAAAGGUCUUCGGUCAAAGCAAAAGAUGAUGCAGUACGUAUUUUAGAUUUGCCGGAAAUACGCGAAAUAGCAGCGGCACACAAGAAAUCACCAGCUCAGGUGGCAUUUCGUUGGAUAAUUGAUAAGAAAAUGGCAUUGACUGUAAAGAGUGCAAAUACUGAAAGGAUUAAAGCGAAUAUUGACAUUUUUGACUUUUCCCUCACCAAAGAAGAGAUUGAGAAACUUAAUGCGCUGGAUAAGAAUAUCCGUUAUAUGGACUUUUCUCAAUACAAAGGUGUAAUGUUCAGCUUCUGGGCAAUCGAAAGAGUAAUCGUUGGUGGUCAGACUUGACAAGUUCCACUAUUUUAUCGACAUUUUCGACAACUGGCUGUCAAACUGUGGAGCAUCAUCACAUCACUUCAAAUUUACCGGAACGAAUUCGAUGAAACAAAAAUUGUGCUUGAUUGGCUGCUACAGUAUCAGGACCAUAAUCGCCUGAGUCGAAGAAAAAUUGUCGAAUAUAGCGUAAUUUAUCU
Messenger RNA from Ceratitis capitata (Mediterranean fruit fly), 1302 nucleotides. RefSeq names its product alcohol dehydrogenase [NADP(+)]. NCBI's taxonomy places the organism in Eukaryota, Metazoa, Arthropoda, Insecta, Diptera, Tephritidae. The record is from RefSeq and is a predicted model, not a curated record. Gene Ontology annotation, molecular function: oxidoreductase activity. The transcript has 6 exons. The coding region runs from base 116 to 1117 and encodes 333 amino acids.